AGACUAGCCUUCAACAUGUUGCUCAACACAAAUUCGGCUCUGGGGAGCUAUUACAUGGUCGGAAGAGAAUACCUAAGUGCUACAGUUGAUACAGCAUCUGACGAUGAUGCUAUUGCAAUCCUUGAAUAUAAUGGCAACUAUACCACUUCAGAAGCUCCUUUAUUUCCCGAACAGGUUCCCGAUUCCUUAUCCCAAGCACCAGCAUUCAACUUCUACAGAAAAAUCAGAAGCUUAGCCACCCCAGAGUAUCCUAUAAGUGUCCCAAAAGAGAGUGAUAUCACUACCAAAAUGUACAUAACAGCUUCCGCCAACGCUCUUUACUGUACUCCAGAUUUAGGUCCCACAUGCGUCAAUAUAUCUUUUGCCGCAAGCGUCAAUAAUAUUAGUUGGGUCAAUCCGAGGGAAUCUAUCUUGCAAGCCUACUACAACAACAUAAGCGAGCCGGUUUAUGAAACAGAUUUCCCAGAUGAACCGCCUGUUUAUUUUAACUUCACUGCAAUAGCGAUGACACUAGAUCCAGUGUUAACAGUUCAAGGGACAAAGGUCAAGGUGCUAGAAUAUAAUGAAACAGUUGAGAUGGGGUUUCAAGGAACUGAUGUGAUGGGAGGUUCCGUGAAUCAUCCAAUGCACCUGCAUGGACAUAGCUUUUAUGUGCUUGGUUUUGGUUUUGGGAAUUACUUCGCCGAGAGGGACUCAAAAACCUUCAAUUUGAUUGAUCCUCCUUAUGUAGCAACGUUCAUAACUCCAAAAAAUGGAUGGGUAGCUCUCAGAUUCGUAGCGAAUAAUCCAGGUGUAUGGUUUUGGCAUUGUCAUAUGGAGAGACACUUGACAUGGGGUAUGGAGUCUGCUUUUAUAGUGAAGAACGGGGGCACACCUGAGACUACUAUGCUCCCCCCUCCGGCUACAAUGCCUUUGCAUGGCAGCUACCAGCUAUUCGCUGUAAGAAAGUAG
Messenger RNA from Rosa chinensis, 951 nucleotides. RefSeq names its product laccase-21. Gene Ontology annotation, molecular function: oxidoreductase activity; copper ion binding. The coding region runs from base 16 to 951 and encodes 311 amino acids. The record is from RefSeq and is a predicted model, not a curated record. Lineage: Eukaryota; Viridiplantae; Streptophyta; Magnoliopsida; Rosales; Rosaceae. The transcript is spliced from 4 exons.